Apis laboriosa (Himalayan honeybee) is the source of this 1940-nucleotide messenger RNA. Its product is annotated as ionotropic receptor 75a-like. Bases 1 to 1896 code for a protein of 631 amino acids. NCBI's taxonomy places the organism in Eukaryota, Metazoa, Arthropoda, Insecta, Hymenoptera, Apidae. The transcript has 10 exons. The record is from RefSeq and is a predicted model, not a curated record.
AUGUAUCCUAUUUUCUUUAUUUUAUUGCAAUUUCUUUUAAUCUCUAAUGCACAGGAUCAUAUAUUCAUUCGUGAUUAUUUUUUUUAUAAAAAAGUGCGAAAUGUUGUGGGAUUUUCUUGUGGUGAUACAAUAGGUGAUUUUAAUCUUCUGAAAACGCUAAGCACCACGGGUAUAUUUACGAUAAUAAGGGAAUCUAGUGUGAAAAUUGACUUCCGAAGAUUUAUGAGAAGUGAAACUUGGACAGUAGGCGUCGUAAUCGAUUUGCGAUGCCAUAAUGAAACUGCUGUACGAAUUUUCACAGAAAGUUCAAAAUAUCGAAUGUAUGAUUAUUCAUACAAUUGGCUAAUACUGGAUUCGAAUUAUAAUCACACUAUUUCACUUUUGAACGAUACUGCUUACAACAUAAUAACAGAUGUUGCUCUCGCUAUAUCGAACAAAAAUGGCUUCGAUUUGUAUGAUGUCUUUAAUCAUUGUAAAUAUCGUGGUGGUAUAUUAAAUAUUACUGAACUUGGUACUUGGCGUCUUGAUUCUGGAUUGAAGAUAUUUUUGACGCAACCAUUAAUUAACAGAAGGGCUAAUAUGCAUGGAAUGAGAUUAAAAAUAUCUGGAGUGAUUCAAUAUAGGCCAAAAGACAUGCGACUCGAGGAUUACAUGCAGGAUAUAAAUACAAGAUCUUUAGAUAGUAUGCAUAAGUUUGUGCAUGCCAUGAUUUUACAUAUAGGAGAACUUUUUAAUUUUAGCGUUCAUGCUUCAGAAAUAAUUUACUGGGAUCGAAACAACGUACACGGUUUGAUUUUCGAAUUUUUACAGUCGAAUUAUAUCGAUUUUGCCAGUAAUCCGAGAAUAAUGGUGUCUGAACGAUUAGAUUAUGCUAGUCUCAUUGGUGCAGCAUGGCCAAUUAAGCCCUGUUUCAUGUUAUUAUCGACUUCAACCAAUAAGAUUAAAUUAGAAAUUUUUUUAAAACCUUUUACACGUCAAACAUGGUACGUAUUUGCUGCUUUUGGAAUAUUUUUCAUAUUCAUUAUGAAAAUAAUAAUGAAUCGUGAAGAUGUUGGCAAAAGAGAAAAAUAUUCUGAUGCAAUUAUAUUAUCGGUGGGAAUCCUGUCUCAACAAGGUGCAAAUUUUUUACCAAAACGAUUACCAAGCCGUAUAGCUCUAUUUCAAAUAAUUGUACACAGUUGGAUAAUGUAUAAUUAUUAUUCUGCUAGUAUCGUAUCAGCUCGAUUAAGUGAGCCUCUCGACAUGAUGGAAGAUUCUGUAAUUGUUCUUGCUGAUAGUAAUCUAAAAAUCGCGGCGGAAGCUGUACCAUAUUUAAAAUAUUUUUUAUAUAAUUUGAACUGGGAAUCGGACUAUUUUCGUAAAAAACGCUGGGAUCCUUUACCAGAAUCGAAAAGAUACUUACCAAUAGAAGAAGGUAUUAGACAAGUGGGUCAAGGUAUUUUAGCAUAUCAUACGGAUCCAAAUACAGCGUAUCCUUUCGUUGAAAGAAUGUUCGAUUCUAAUAAAAUCUGUGAAUUGACGGAAAUUCAUUUGUUUAAACAAUCGGUAAUGGGAAUGUAUGCCAGUCAUAAUGGCCAGUUCAUUGAAAUAGCAAAAAUAGGAUUGACAAAGAUGUUUAAUACUGGUCUUCGAAAUCGACAAAUCAAAUAUUGGUCGUCGAGGAAACCGGAAUGUCAACUUGAUACUUUAUCCACAAGAAGCAUCACAAUCUACGAAAUUGCUCCAGCAUUAAUUUUAUUAGCAUUUGGAAUCCUCGUAGCUGGUAUCAUUUGCAUUAUGGAAAAUAUUAUUUACAAUCGUUCCAUGAAGGAAAUAAAUCAAAGGAGGAAGAGUGAAACAAAGGAAAGUUUUAGCAGUGAUAAUAGUAGAAAUAAUUUAUUAGAUAUUAUUCCAUAAUCUUCAUAAAUUAAUUUAAUUAAUAGAUAAUUUCAUUUAACUUA